Fulmarus glacialis (Northern fulmar) is the source of this 1736-nucleotide messenger RNA. RefSeq names its product STE20-related kinase adaptor beta (gene STRADB). NCBI's taxonomy places the organism in Eukaryota, Metazoa, Chordata, Aves, Procellariiformes, Procellariidae. The transcript is spliced from 11 exons. Gene Ontology annotation, molecular function: protein serine/threonine kinase activator activity; protein kinase activity; ATP binding. Gene Ontology annotation, biological process: protein phosphorylation. The coding region runs from base 1 to 1251 and encodes 416 amino acids. The record is from RefSeq and is a predicted model, not a curated record.
AUGUCUUGUUUGGACUGUUCCUGUAUUCUCCGUACACCAGUUGAAUCAAUCAGACCAGAAGAGCUAUCUCAGAGCAGUGUCCAUGAAUGUCUGGCUGAUUCUGAUCUAGCCUGGAUUCCCCCAUCUACAGGAAGGAAUGAAAUGGUAUUUUGCUCUUCUAAUGUCUCUCACUAUGAACUCCAGCUGGAACUAGGAAGGAGGUUCAACAACUUAACUUCAGUCUACCUUGCACGUCAUACACCUACAGGCAUGCAAGUUGCUGUAAGGAUCACAGACCUAGAAAACUGCUCUGAAGAGCAUUUGAAAGCCUUACAGAAUGAGGUGGUUUUAUCCCACUUUUUCCAGCAUCCCAACGUAAUGACGCUUUGGACAGUGUUUACAGCUGGCAGUUGGCUUUGGGUCAUCUCCCCAUUUAUGGCCUAUGGUUCGGCUAGACACUUGCUGAAGACUUACUUUCCUGAAGGAAUGAGUGAAGCUUUGAUAGGGAACAUUCUAUUUGGUGCAAUCAGAGGAUUAAAUUACAUGCACCAGAAUGGCUACAUUCACAGGAAUAUUAAAGCUAGCCACAUUCUGAUUUCAGGGGAUGGGCUGGUUUCUCUCUCUGGCUUAAACAACCUCUACAGUUUAGUUAACAAUGGACAAAAGUCAAAGGUGGUAUAUGAUUUCCCCCAGUUUAGUACAUCCGUGCUUCCUUGGCUGAGUCCUGAACUACUGAGACAGGAUUUGUCUGGGUAUAACAUGAAGUCUGACAUUUACAGUGUGGGAAUUACAGCAUGUGAAUUAGCCAAUGGACAUGUUCCUUUUCAAGAUAUGCCUCGCACUCAGAUGCUGCUGCAAAAGCUGAAAGGUCCCACAUAUUGUCCCUGGGAUAUAAAUACCUUUCCCCAUGGGGAAUCCAGGAUGAAGAAUUCCCGAUCAGGUGUUGAUUCUGGAAUUGGUGAGAGUAUGACACGCACAAUGACCAGUGAAAGACUACAAAUUCCCUUUUCCAAAACAUUUUCACCUGCUUUCCACAACUUGGUAGAACUUUGCUUGCAACAGGACCCUGAGAAAAGGCCAUCAGCAAGCAGUUUGCUUUCGCAUACGUUCUUCAAACAGAUAAAAGAACAAACACAGAAUUCACUACUCUCUCUAUUACCACCUCCUAUUCAAAAUAACAGAUCAGAGUUCUUGGCACUGCCCUCAACAGCAGUUGGUACCGAACUUGGACAUGUUACUGCAAAUCAAGAUGAUACAGACUGGGAAUUCUGAAUAAAUGCCAAACAAUCAUACCUCUCCUGUGCUUCAAAGAAGGAAAAUGUGAUUUGUAUUUGCUGCUUUAGUUUGUAUGGUUAAAAUACAAUUAGACAAGGUAUACUUGAAAAUGCCAUUGAAGUGGCCAUAUUUCAUUAACUACUUCCUCUGUUGGCAUCAUGAAGUGCAGCGUGCCUCACUUUCUGACCGUAAGGAAAACUGUAUAUAGAGAAUGGCUGAAUGCUUAUCUCCCUCUUUCAAAAUAUUUCUUAACAAGAGAGUUCCUGCUGUAAUCUCACUCUAUACUGUAUUUUGAGUUCAUAUUGCUGCAGUCCACGUGCCUUUCUCAAUUCAGGCAUGGGUUUUGUCUGUGACCUUAACUUAAACAAUCUAUUUGUCUUUUCAUUAUCACCCAAAUUAUUUUAGUAAGGAGAAAUCCUCCACUUCCAAAUCUAAAUUUGAAACUGCACAAAUUAUUUGCUUAUGCAAAUAAAUGUUUCUCU